CAUUUUCCCUUCGUCUGCCCUGAUCAUUGGACCAAAAUAAAAACCACCAGGGCGCUCGCGGAAGACUCAUUAUGAGCUCCAGACCCUGAAUCCCAAGCAAAGAAUAACAUCGUAAUCAGAGCAUACAUAUGUACUUAUAUGUAUUUAGUUAUUCUGUACACUUCCCUGUUACAGGUAGGUAGGUCCCUGCGCGUCAGCGAAGCAAAUGAUUUUUGUAUCUUGGUCUCGCACCCUGACAUAGCCACUCACAGAGUUGCUUGACCGAGGUGCUCAGGAACUGUGCCGAUAUUCAAUCGCUGGAAAGCUUGAGCCUGCCCCACAGCUACGACUACAACGAGCGGAAGAUGAUUUCCCCAAACCCGUAUUCCUUCAGCGGGAACGUGUCGAAUAGCAGCUGUGCCAGCGAAGACGUUUCCUUCACCGACUGUAUACUUGAGGACAAUGGCCGUAUUUCGUUGGCCUACGAAAAUCUAAGAAGUAUUCCACGGCGACUUGCAGACAAGUUUGCAGCGCAGACCAAGUGCCUCGAUCUUAGUCAUAAUGACUUUCGCGAUUUAAAAUUUCUCUCCUUCUUCGAGGACCUGGACACACUGAUCUUAGACAGAAAUGUGAAUUUGGACCUGAACACACUACCAUAUCUGCCAAGCCUUAAUAUAUUGUGGAUCAACAACUGCGAUGUCUCAAACAUAACCGACUGGAUACACCGCAUCGAACGUCACUGCCCAGCGCUGGAACAGCUAUCGUGCAUGGGAAACCCUGGAAUCCGCAACGUCUUCGGCAGUCAGGGUGCCGAAAUGGCUGUCGCCCGCGACUAUAUUCUUCAAGUAUUACCCAAUCUUAAAUAUCUUGACGGUGUGCCGGUGCCGGUAUCCCAGAAAAACGGUAACGGAAGCCAUUCUGCUCUCUCCCCAUCCCAAGGGCAAUGCCAAGACUCAACGAGCCACUCGGGCAGUGGGAAAAUUUCCACACCGACACUCGCGUUCAAGAAUCUCUUUCGACUCAAACAAUCCCCGAAGCCACAUGGUCCUGGUGGAGUGCGAAGCGAGCAGAUGUUUGGAAACGGCUCCUCCACAAACUAACGUAACAUUCGGUUCGGGAAGGGUACAUAUGUACAUACAAUAUAUGCAUGUGAUAUUUAGCCAUCCACGGAAUUAUCAGCGCUGCACUCAUGGCUUCUCCCCCAGAAUACUGCAGCCCUGGAUUGCACCUACAUAACAAUGGAUGCAAUGAAUGUGUACGAGUAUAUGAUAAUUGUCAUGAACUAAAUAUGUACACAUAUGCUAAUGUUAAUAAUGCACGAGCCAGCCCAGCAAAAAUAAUCUAGUGUCAUAAAAUGAAUUUUACAAUGCAGCGACUGAACCACAUCAAUAAAUGUUCUUUAUUAAUGGCUGGGAUUAUUAUAUAUAUGUAUAUUCGUGCAUUCACAAUAAUUUUUCAUAUUUUUUUUCAUGGUAACUUUUUUAUAACUUAAAGACCACGUUGUUCAAUAUCUAAUCAGCACCUGUUUCGAUUAUGAAUACUUCUUUGAAACGUACAUAAAGAAGCUUUUCAGGCACCAUUAAACGUACAUAUGUACAUAUGUAUGUAUGUAUAUUAGGCUGGUCCAAAAUUUGAUCAAACAAUUUUUUUUUCAAU
Messenger RNA from Drosophila obscura, 1635 nucleotides. Its product is annotated as leucine-rich melanocyte differentiation-associated protein. The transcript is spliced from 3 exons. NCBI's taxonomy places the organism in Eukaryota, Metazoa, Arthropoda, Insecta, Diptera, Drosophilidae. The record is from RefSeq and is a predicted model, not a curated record. Bases 345 to 1079 code for a protein of 244 amino acids.